CCGAGGAUAAUGCUGUGCUGCGGCCUCCUGGAUUGGUAUUUGGAAACAAACAUCGGAAAAUUAAACAACAAAGGUUUGCAGUACCUGACAUGCAACAUGGGACCGAACCUGUUCCUGCUGCUGCUCCUUCCUCUUCCUUUGUGCAGCCAAGGUAAACAUUUACUUCGCUUUUUGACCCUUUGCCAGCGGCAGGAGGAGAGUGAUGGUCAGUAUGACAUUGAGUUUGAUGGCGAUCAGCUUCUCUAUGUCGAACCUUCCAGCUACAUGAUCUUUCAGCGCCUCCCAGAGUUUGCAGAUCAGUGGAUCCCUGAUCCUAGUCUGCGCAAAGAGGCCUAUUUGGACCUCGGUACCUGCAAGUACAAUUUAGGAAAUAUCCCUGAAGUUGUCGACAGUCCGACAUCUAUGAUCUACUCGAAGGAGUACAUCGAGAUCGGCGUGCCCAACACUCUCAUCUGCUUCGUCAAUGAAUUCCACCCACCUGAGAUCAACAUCAUAUGGACCAAGAACGGGGAACUGGUGAACCAGAGUUACAUCAGUCAGACUCAGUACUACUCCAACAGCGACUACACUUUUCGCACCUCCUCCUACCUCAGAUUUACUCCCCAGGAGAAUGACAUCUAUGCCUGCGGUGUUGAACACAUGAGCCUGCAGACACCACUCACUAGGUUCUGGGAGGUUGAAACUGAUGAACUGAAGAACAGCCAGAAUGUGGAGACUGCGCUGUGUGUCUGUGGUGUGAUCUUGGGCCUGAUGGGAGGUUACAUCGGUCUGUGGUUCAUCAGGAAGGCCAGCAAGUCCUGCAGGAGAUCACCUGCCUCCAUCUCACCCUAUCUUAUUACUCAAACCAUCUCCAUGACAUGGUUAACAACAUUCACAAAACAUUCCUUACAGGUCUUCCUCUACUCCUUUUGCCUGUCGACUCCAUCUCCAACAUCCUUUGUCUGAUAUAUUUCCUAUCUCUGCUCCGCACAUGUCCAAACCUUCACCUCCCUGACUUUAUCUCCAAACUGCUCCACCUUAACUGCCCCUCUGAUCUGAUCAGUUCUUAUUCCGUCCAUCCUGGUCACUGCCAGUGAAAAUCUCAGCAUCUUCGUCUUUGCCACCCCCAACCCAGCCUUUGAUCUACUGUCUCUGGACCCCCUCAGUGCAUUGUCUAUUACUUUUGACGGCUGACCCUAGGUACUUGGUACUAGCCUAUGGUAUCUAAAAAUAAUUUUACCAGCCUGCGUCGACAAGUGUACCUAUCUGCGUUAAAAUAAUAAAUUCCAGGAUUGCUAAGUAAAUAUUCCCGACAAAUAAAAACAAACU
This is a messenger RNA of Cynoglossus semilaevis (tongue sole), 1308 nucleotides long. RefSeq names its product H-2 class II histocompatibility antigen, A-U alpha chain-like. Bases 10 to 945 code for a protein of 311 amino acids. NCBI's taxonomy places the organism in Eukaryota, Metazoa, Chordata, Actinopteri, Pleuronectiformes, Cynoglossidae. The record is from RefSeq and is a predicted model, not a curated record. The transcript has 7 exons. Gene Ontology annotation, biological process: immune response; antigen processing and presentation. Gene Ontology annotation, cellular component: membrane; MHC class II protein complex.